GMUUGACCACAAUUCCGACCGUUAUUUUAAAAAUGGAAUAUUUAGAAACGYUAGAUCUGUCUGACAACAACAUAACUUGUAUUCCUGCUGAAAUCGAGAGUCUCCGAUCAUUGCACACUUUGAAUGUUUCAAGAAACAAUAUUACUCGUGGUUUUAACUAUCUCAUACAGAUGGAAAAGCUUAUGGAAUUGAAUCUACRAGGAAACAACUCUUUACAGCUGACUUUGUCUCCAGAUAAAACGAUAAAUAUAGUGAAAUUAGAAGUCGACGAAGAAAUURUGAAGAAAAUGGACGAUGUAACUCGAAAUCUGAUUAAGGACAUCACUGUAUCAUCAGAGCAGGACAUCUUUGUAAUAAAGUAUUUGCCAGUACACGCUCCUCCUGAAAUCGAAAGUAUGAGAAAAAACAGAUCUGGAGAUGUCUACAAAAUGACUUCGAAUCCGAAAGGUGUGGCUUUAAUAAUAAUAAAUAAUAACAUUUUCAUUGAUCGUGAUUCUGAAAUAAACCGAGUAGAAAAAAGCAUGAAAAAACUUUUUAAAUUGUUCCAAAACAUUGGCUAUGAUGUCGAAGAAUUUUCAGAGCGCUCAAUAAAUCAAGAGCUCUUUUCAGAGAUUGCUACUUUGUUCAAGAAAUACUCGCAUUUGGAUUCUGCGGUAUUGAUAAUCAUGACUACUAGCAAAGAAUUGCAGACAAUAAAGGAAAUUGCCAAAUGUAUGCAUGGCAGUCUGCAAGGAAAACCAAAGCUUAUUUUCAUCCUCAAACACGGCAAGUUUCAGUCACACAAGGAGGACUUAACCAGUUUGGAAACAGAAUGCCCCGAUACAGCUGUUGCCUAUUUGGAAUCGGCUGGUAGAUACAUUACUGAAAGUUUGGUCGACCCUGAGGUCUCUUUCAUCAAUGCUCUGGUUGAUGUGUUUUCAAAUCAUGCCUGGAAAGAAGAUGUUGAAUCGCUACUGAAUCGUCUAAAGUCUGAAUCCAAGAAAAAUUUAGAUGGGAAAACCGUCUCGUUUUCUUGUAAACUGAGCCUUGUUAAGAAGUUCUACUUUUACCCAGGGUACUUUCCAGAAAAUGAUCAAACCAGAAACAAUCAGCAUCGCAAAGAAACAUCAGCAUAACGGGAAUUAUAGCAAGCAUGGACACGAUAUGGUCACUUACAAUCAUGUAAACGUAAUACCCGUUAAAACUGGCGGGUUUUGCAGCGCUUUUUGUGGUCACUUUGAUGCAAGAGAAUUAUAUGUUAAAGAAUUAACCUGUAAACUUUUAUUCAAUACACUGAGAUGAGCUAACAAAAGUCUCCUCAAAAUAAUAGGACAAAAUCUAUUGCAUUUUUUAAAUAUCGCCCCAAAAAUUGCAGCAAAAAUCGCCAGUGUUAACGGGCCUGUAGACUAAACGCAAAUAUUGAAAUUAUACUAACCUCUUUGUGCUAUUUUCUGUAAUGGUGCUUAAUCAAAGUAAGUUCGGCUCCAGUUGCAGAUUUAGUGCAGUUUUCUUGUUUUUAUUUUGUGAUUAAAUGUGGUCAAUAUUCCUGCAUGUUGAUCUCUAAAUCGAAGAAAAAGAAAAAUGUUUGUAAAAAGGGAAUAACGAACUAGAGUGAUUUCUUGAAAUGGAAGCAGGCAAUCAGCGCCGGCCAAGCGAACAUGCUCAACUUGUUAAUGGGCCAUGGUCCACCAGCAUUCAAUGCGGUCGUGUUUUAGAUUUUUCAUACAUGGAAAAUGAGGUGACUUCAAAUAUCCAUUCGCAAUCCGUUUCCAUCCAUCGGUUUAAAGAUCGAAUCUUA
Messenger RNA from Exaiptasia diaphana, 1777 nucleotides. RefSeq lists its product as uncharacterized. The record is from RefSeq and is a predicted model, not a curated record. Gene Ontology annotation, biological process: proteolysis. Gene Ontology annotation, molecular function: cysteine-type endopeptidase activity; protein binding. NCBI's taxonomy places the organism in Eukaryota, Metazoa, Cnidaria, Anthozoa, Actiniaria, Aiptasiidae.